UUGUCUCCCUUGACGUAUAUUGCGUUUCAAGUAGCGAAUUACAAAAUGGCGGCCGUACGAAGAGCUAAAAUGUUCCAGUGUCCCGCCGUAAUUUGUUAUUCUUUCCGUGAACUAACCGUCUGAAUUCGAUCUACAUUUGUAGAAUGGAAGAGGAAAACCAGUUCCCAACUCCCGGUGAUUAUCAACUGUCAGAGGAGGAGGAGGGUGAGGAGGAAGAAGCUGAAGAAGCAGAUGAUGAUGAUGACGAUGAUUAUGACUCCUCGAAAGCAUUCGACUUUGAAGCACAGCUUGAUGAAUUCCGCAUGAAAUGGCAGCAAGAGCUUUUGGGUAGCCAAGAUGCAGCUGAGUCGAGUGAAGUAGCCGUCCCUUGCACUAGCAGCAGUGGUAAUAAUAAUAAUGGUGUCCAAGCUACUGUGAGUCAUCUGUCCAAUGAGGAUCAAUUAGAGGCUAUCAAAAAUAAAGCUAAAUGGUUCUAUUUGGAAGGUAUUAAAGCAGAACAAAAUGGAAAUUUGUACAAUGCUGUGACUUUCUACAGACAAGCUGUACAAUUGGUCCCAGAUAUUGAGUACCAUGUGAAUUAUAACCCUGGAGUAAAAAGCAGAGAAAGACAAGUUAGUGAAACUUCAAUUGGCAGCAAUGCAUCUGUUGAGGAUGUGGAAGAAGGAAACUUGUUGGCUUUGCUGAGUCGUUUGCAAGCAUCCGAGAAUGUCAUUUGCUCACCUGCUUCUGAACAAAGAGCGACCCAUAUUUCUUCUUUGCCUGUAGAAGUGGUCAUGUAUAUUUUCAAGUGGGUUGUAUCAACCGAUCUUGACACCAGGUCCCUAGAGCAGUUGUCACAGGUGUGCCGUGGUUUCUAUGUAUGCGCACGGGAUGAAGAGCUUUGGAAACUAGUUUGCACCAGGAUGUUUAAUGGUGUCAAUUGCAAAAACUGUAAGAAGUAUGGCUCCUGGAGGCAGAUGUUCUAUCAAAGACCUCACCUUCGAUAUAAUGGCUGUUACAUCAGCAAAUGUUCUUACAUUCGUCAAGGUGAAAAGGGUCUGGAUUACUUCUACAAACCAUGGAACUUAGUGGAAUAUUGCCGCUUUGUUCGAUUCUUUCUAAAUGGGGAUAUUGUGAUGAUGUCCAGUCCUGAAGAACCAGCUGUCUGUAUCACAAAGCUGAAUACAAAGUUCAAGAGUGCCAGCAUGCUUUGUGGUUACUACAGGAUCUCCGGAAGCACUAUUACUGCCUAUUUAACCCGUGCCAAGCCGAAUGAGUACUCGAACCAGUACAGUCGACGUAAUAAGCGUAACAGGCCAAACGAGAAUGAUGACCCUGAGCACACAUUUAAUGUGGAGUUUGGGUUACAGUCAGCUGGGCGGCGUAAAUUUGCAAAACUGAUAUGGCGCCAUUAUUCUUUGCAUACAUUCUACAAAUCCAGUAAUAGAGAAACAGUUACAGAUUUUGACCUUAAUGAGCAGAAUUACCCUCCGCUGUAUUUCUCACGAGUGAAAAGCUACAGCACCUAUGCCGUGAAACCUCUCCAAUGAGGGAUAUAUUGUUUGCUCAUUUGCCCUUUGAAGGUUCUGUGCAAAGCUGGUGGCAUUGGACUCUCAAUGAUUUCAUUUGUAGAACUGCUUUUUUUUUGCUUUUUUUUACUUUUUUGUAUUUUAAAAUAUUUAUUUAUAUUAUCUCUUUUAAUUAUUUUUGUUUUUGUUUUUGCUAAUAUUUCAUUGGAAACCAUCUGUAAUUAGGUUGGCUUUGUACUAAUAUUUUGUUAAGUAUUUUUUCUAACUUCUUUAAAAACAUUAAUUUUUCUGCUUUUUAACUUUGAUCUCAAUAUCCAUUGAACCCAUUCAAUGUAGCAAAUCUUUCAGUCCUAACCCCAUUUCGUUUGCUCUUCCUUUAGCGGAGAGAUUACUUUCGAGUUAGUUGCGAUUUUUCUUGUUUCAUUUCUGUGUUUGAUUCUCUUUUUUUUUUCAUAUAUUUUUUUUUCUAUACUUUUGUUUUUUUUUUUUAUCUUAAUUUUUAUCAGUAAAUUGAUUAAUUAUAUUUUGGGGGUCAUUUCCUUUUGAAAUUUUAGUGUGAACUGAUGAAACUGAAAUAAAAGAAUUUAAACGUCCUAAAAUGUAAUGACCUUUCUGAAAACUUAUUAUCUCAGGAUUUAUUAGUUGAGAUCUUAUUCUAAAAUGCUUUACUAUGUUAAUUUAGUAGAGCUAAUUCAUUAUUAUUAUUAUUGUUAUUAAUUGCUUUGUCAUAAUCUCGUUGCAAAAGGCGUGAAUGUCUCAAUUUUCCUUGAAACAAUUGUACCUUAAACAUCUGAAGCUUUAUGCCUAAGUAAAUAAAAACCCUCCUCAUCAUCA
This is a messenger RNA of Octopus sinensis (East Asian common octopus), 2342 nucleotides long. Its product is annotated as F-box only protein 9. Gene Ontology annotation, biological process: SCF-dependent proteasomal ubiquitin-dependent protein catabolic process. Gene Ontology annotation, molecular function: protein binding. Bases 144 to 1529 code for a protein of 461 amino acids. NCBI's taxonomy places the organism in Eukaryota, Metazoa, Mollusca, Cephalopoda, Octopoda, Octopodidae. The transcript is spliced from 14 exons. Gene Ontology annotation, cellular component: SCF ubiquitin ligase complex. The record is from RefSeq and is a predicted model, not a curated record.